This is a messenger RNA of Striga hermonthica, 864 nucleotides long. The record is from the annotation of a GenBank genome assembly. NCBI's taxonomy places the organism in Eukaryota, Viridiplantae, Streptophyta, Magnoliopsida, Lamiales, Orobanchaceae.
AUGAAUGGCAGCAUGCAUCCACAAUCUCAUCACCAGCAGCUUUUGAAUCCUCAGCUCGUUUACGCCUCUAAUAAUAUUAAUUCAACCGAUCAUCCACAAGAUUUUCCGGUUAGGUCUUUGAGCCAGCUGCUUCUGGGUGGAUUUGCCAGUGGUGAAGAAGAACGUUUCAGCGCUGGUCUCUUCGAGCAGCAGAAGAAGGUCGAAAAUUGGGAAGUCGACGGCCAACAAGUCUUGAAUCUGAACUCGUUUUCGAAUUUCGCGAGAAAUAAUAACAACAACAAUAAUAAUGAUAAUAAUAAUAAUAAUGAUAAUGAUAUUAUUAAUGGGGUUGUGGAUCAUGUGAAGCAAGAGUCUAGCAGCAGCUGCCAACUUUAUAAUGAUCAUCAUAUCAAUAAUCAUAUUGACAAUGAUCAAUUUCAUAAUAAUCACCCAAAUAGAUCUAAUUGGCCUCAUCAUCAUCACCAAGUCUUGCCAGUUUCUUCUCCAACUUCAUGUGUCACAACUUUGAGCAACAACAACUUCUUGAAUUUCUCGUGUAACGCGGCUGCUGAAGCUAAAAACCGUCAACACAAUCAAGAACAUUCGUCCGAGUGCAACAGCACAAGCACUGGUGGGGUAUCAAAGAAGGCUAGGGUUCAACAUUCUUCAGCCCAACCAGCUCUUAAGGUGAGAAAGGAGAAGUUGGGGGAUAGAAUAACAGCACUUCACCAACUUGUUUCCCCAUUUGGAAAGACUGACACUGCCUCUGUCUUGUCAGAAGCCAUUGGCUACAUUAGAUUCCUUCAGGGCCAAAUUGAGGCACUCAGCUCCCCAUAUAUGCGCAAUGGGUCAGUAAAUUCUGGUCAUCACCAUCACUCUGAUUAA